AUGGAGCACUCACACUUCUUCGGUGAAGACGAGGGCAUAGCCCAUAUCGUAGACUCGCUUGCUUUUCCAACCAUGGAUUCUUCUUCCCGGGACCCUUCGCUCGAAGACAACGACUUCUCAGAAACUGCCAAGUUCAUUAGCCAGAUCCUCAUGGAAGAGAACGUCGAAAACAAGCCAUUCUACGACUCACUCACCUUGCAAGUCACCGAGAAAUCCUUCUACGACGCUCUCGCCGGUAACCUACCUCCUUCCCCCAAUCAACACCCCCUUGCUUUCAGUCCCGAAGCUGAUACAACCACCACCAACAGCAGCAGCAGCAGCAUCAACAACAACAAUUUUUCAGAUGAAAAUUCUAGUGAGUUGAAGCUUCCCUCUCCAGAUUCUGUUUCUGUUUUUACGUUUAACUCCCCCGCCCUUUCCCAACCAUCUCCUUCAUUUGCCGCCAAUCAUGGACUCCAAGAUUUGGAUUCUUCUAUUGCCAAGCUCUUGGCACAGAAUAUUUUCAACGAUGUUGAUUCCGUUUCCCAGUUUAGGCGAGGCAUGGAGGAAGCUAGCAAGUUUCUUCCUCCUGGGCCUAACCUUGUGACUGGUCUAGAUUCAAUUGGAGAACAAGCGGAAAAUAAGUCUGGAGAGACUUCGUCUGGGUUGAAGAGUGGGAAGAAUCACAAGCGGGAAGAGAGAUACGCUAUUGAAGAAGAAGAAAAAGAAGAAGAAAAAGGGAGAAGUAACAAGCAAUCAGCCCUAUCCCAUGUUGAUGAGAGUGACUUGUCAGAUGCUUUUGAUCGGGUGUUGCUUCAUGAGGGAAACAUGUGUAGCGAACACAGUUAUUUGCCAAGUGGAGCAGUGAAGGUUGAGGAAUCAGAUGGAGGGAGGGGUCGUUCUAGGAAACAAGGGAGGAACAAGGAAACAGUUGAUUUGAGGAAUCUUCUGUUGAUGUGCUCACAAUCUGUGUAUGCCAACGACAACAGGACUGCCAAUGAAUUGCUAAAGCAGAUUAGGCAACACUCUUCUCCCUUUGGGGAUGCAUCACAGAGGUUGGCUCAUUACUUUGCCAAUGGCCUUGAGGCACGCUUGGUUGGGGAUGGUACAGUUGCACAAGGAAUGUAUUCUUUUCUGAUCUCCAAGAGGAGCUCUGCUGCUGAGUUUCUCAAGGCAUACCAGGUUUUCCUUUCUGCUGCCCCUUUCAAGAAGUUUACAUAUUUCUUUGCAAAUAAAAUGAUUAUGAUAGCAGCUGCUAAGGCAGAAACCAUCCAUAUUAUUGAUUUUGGCAUCCUAUAUGGUUUCCAUUGGCCAAUUCUUAUUAAGCUUUUAUCAAAUAGAGAGGGGGGUCCUCCCAAACUGAGGAUCACAGGGAUAGAGUUUCCCCAACCUGGCUUUCGCCCCACAGAAAGAAUUGAGGAGACUGGUCGCCGUCUGGCUAACUAUUGUAAGCGAUACAAUGUUCCCUUUGAGUACAAUGCGAUAGCAUCAAGGAAUUGGGAAACAAUUCAGGUUGAAGCCCUUAAAAUUGAAAGCACGGAGCUAGUUGCUGUCAAUUGUCACAUGAGGUUUGAGAAUUUACUGGAUGAGUCUAUUGAAGUGAACAGUCCUAGAAAUGCAGUCUUGCAUUUGAUCAGGAAGAUAAAUCCAGAUAUUUUUACCCAUUCCAUCACUAAUGGAUCAUAUAAUGCCCCCUUCUUUGCCACAAGGUUUAGGGAGGCUUUGUUUCAUUAUUCUGCUAUUUAUGAUAUGUGUGACACUGUCAUACCUCGUGAAAACGAGUGGAGGUUGAUGAUUGAGAGAGAGCUUUUGGGCCGGGAGGCUACGAAUGUUAUAGCAUGCGAAGGUUCUGAGAGACUUGAGAGGCCCGAGACAUACAAACAGUGGCAGGUUAGGAAUACAAGGGCUGGUUUCAAGCAGCUCCCAUUGAAUAAGGAAUUAAUGGCCAAAUUUAGGACCAAGAUAAAGGAAUGGUACCACAGAGAUUUUGUCUUUGAUGAAGAUAACAAUUGGAUGCUUCAAGGUUGGAAGGGCCGCAUUUUGUAUGCUUCCACUUGUUGGGUGCCGGCAUAA
Molecule: messenger RNA, 2052 nt
Organism: Sphenostylis stenocarpa
Lineage: Eukaryota; Viridiplantae; Streptophyta; Magnoliopsida; Fabales; Fabaceae
Source: the annotation of a GenBank genome assembly